UGGAGAAGCUAUCCUCGUCUAAACCUCGGUCGUGUGGUCUACAUAUAUCAGCACAGGCACGGCCAUGGACACACCUCACUGGUCUAUCUUUUCUCCGAUAAGACUGCCCCAUGCUCUGUAUCUGCUCCAGUUGCUAGGUUAGCAACCUGCAUUUCUUGAAGAUCGCCUUGUGAGGAGAUGCCGACGGUAGCCAUCACGCUGGACCCGUCAUGCUGCAGCUGCAGAAGCAAGAUUCAGAAGAUCCUCUGCUGCAUCCAAGAGCGUUGCGGGUUCGUCUUCGAGAAGGUGGUGUACGAGAAGGAGAAGGUGCUCGUCACCGGGCCCUUCGACGCCAUCGACCUCUGCUGCAAGCUCCGGUGCAAGGCCGGCUGUUUCUUCACCAAAAUCGAGAUCGUGUCGCCGCCGCCGCCACCGCCGACCGACAAGUGCAAGCUGAUCCCGUACCCAUAUCCGUACCCGUGCCCUUACCCAUACCCGCAGCCGGCGUGUCCGUCCAGCUGCCCUACGCCGCCGCGCCCCUGCCAGUGCCACUCCUGCAAGCCGCCGCCGCCGCCACCGCCAUGCCCCCCGCCUCGGCCGGUAUGCCCGCUCCCACCGGUUUGCUGUCCGGUGCCUCCGCCGCCGUGCCGCCCGUGCCUGCCGGCACCAUGCCCCGUGCCUCCGCCGGUCUGUCCGCCCCCACCGGUAUGCUGUCCGGUGCCUCCGCCGCCGUGCCCGUGCCCGCCCUGGAUGCCGUGCCAGUGCCGCGGCUAGAAGCGGGACUUCUGCUGCGAGGAUGCGCAACCCGACGGCCCCUGCGCUGUCAUGUGAUGCUGCUGCGGGCGCGCUGGCGGCCGGGCGGCUUGCUUGCUGCAACCUGACGAUCAUCAUGCACUUCGUCUACGCACAUCUCUGUGAAUUCUUCCGGCCGGUCUGUAUAGUAAGACCAAGUAAUCUGCUCUAACAUGCAUGUUGUAUGUACUCAUCAUAUGUUUUCAUGCCCGGAUUCACGGCUGCUUCUGGAAUCAAAAGCUGCAGAAGCGAAGAUUGUACGUGUUUAAUUGUGUGUGUUAUAGUAUACAGCUGCUGUACUUGGAAAAGAAUAAGGAUGAAGCUCUCUUCUUGUCACUAGGUCCUCCUGCUGAGGAGUAUGAAGCUAUGAAUCUGUUUGGAUUU
Molecule: messenger RNA, 1155 nt
Organism: Panicum virgatum (switchgrass)
Lineage: Eukaryota; Viridiplantae; Streptophyta; Magnoliopsida; Poales; Poaceae
Product: protein PYRICULARIA ORYZAE RESISTANCE 21-like
Exons: 3
Coding region: 178-753 (191 amino acids)
Biological process (GO): regulation of defense response to fungus
Source: RefSeq, a predicted model, not a curated record